AUGAAUUUUUCACCAUUUGGAAGUCAUUUUCCAACAACUAUACCUACUAUACAUCAAUUUGCAGCCAAAUUUACUCAUGAUAGUACAAAUGGAGUGUUAGGUAGCGGAGCUCAAAAUUUAAAUGAUGCUCAAAGAUAUCAUUCCAGUCCAGGUCCUGCACAUUUUGGUAAUCAGCAUCAUCCACCAUUGGGAAUGCCUGUAAAUAUGGGAAAAUAUGCAGGUAGAAAUGAAUCAAUUAAUACUCAAAGCAGUCAAAUGUCAAAUCUAAAUGCUACUAACAAAUAUAUAUCAUUGCUUUAUAAUAAUUCACAAAAUUUAAAUCACCAAAGCAAUAGGCCACCAGCUAACUCACCAAAUAUGCAACAAAGUGACCGCGGAAGUGGCCAGCUUGAUAAAAGAUAUGAUUUACAGCCUCAAGAUUUGUGUUCAGGUAUUCUAAACGAUAAAGACAUAAAAUUUGGAGAAGGUAAAAAUUUCAAAAAAGAAGACGACAAAGAUUGCAAUGAGAGACCUCAUUCGAACGAAACCGAAUACAACAGCAGCAUGGGUCUUCAUCAUACCCAUCACCAAAACCAAAUGCCUCCAAGUUGGCAAAGUUUAGCUGCACCCGGAUCGACUGUAGCAGAUUAUUUAUCGCAUUUACCUGCCAGUACACUUCCUUUAAGUUUGCAUCAUUUUUUAAAAUACUCAGCAGAGAGUAUAAAAAAAGAAACGGACAAUUUAAGCAUGUCAGGUCUUUCCUCUGGUACAAUUAAUAAUCAGAGUUUGAGCGGAAGUCAAGGAAGUUCGAGUUUACUGCCACCGGCGAAAAAGAAAAAAAAGAAGAAGCCCAAAGAAAAAAAGCCCAGGCCGAAACCCGGUGAAAUUCGUUUGACUACUGCUUUAGAUGGCUCAACCUUAUACUGCUGCCCCGAAUGUCACAUGGCUUACCCUGAAAAAGAAAUGCUAGAGCAACAUUUGUUAGGUCACACACUGGAGAGAAGAUUUGUUUGUGAUAUAUGUGGAGCAGGGUUAAAACGUAAAGAUCAUCUUACGAGGCAUAAGCAAAGUCAUAAUCCCGAAAGACCGUUCGUGUGCUCCGUAUGUCUAAAAGCAUUUAAAAGAAAAGAACAACUAACAUUGCAUUUUGUCAUACAUUCCGGUGAAAAGAGACACGUAUGUCCGGAAUGUGGAAAAGGUUUUUACAGGAAGGAUCACUUAAGAAAGCAUACGAGAAGUCACAUUGCGAGAAGGGUAAAAGCUGAAUUGUCUCAGCACGCACCUCAAGCUCAACAGCAUCCCGGUAGCUUAAGCUCCUCUCACCACAUACCAGUAGAAACGGCACUGCUUUCCUGA
Messenger RNA from Pediculus humanus corporis (human body louse), 1335 nucleotides. RefSeq lists its product as uncharacterized. The record is from RefSeq and is a predicted model, not a curated record. Gene Ontology annotation, molecular function: DNA-binding transcription factor activity, RNA polymerase II-specific; RNA polymerase II cis-regulatory region sequence-specific DNA binding. Bases 1 to 1335 code for a protein of 444 amino acids. Gene Ontology annotation, biological process: regulation of transcription by RNA polymerase II. Gene Ontology annotation, cellular component: nucleus. Lineage: Eukaryota; Metazoa; Arthropoda; Insecta; Psocodea; Pediculidae. The transcript is spliced from 2 exons.